GGGAGCACGUGGGAGCCAUGGCCCAGCGGCGCCUCCUGUUGGUUGGGGAGGGGAAUUUCUCUUUUGCCGUCGCUCUGAGUGAGACCCUGGAUCCAAACACCAGUCUAACCGCCACCUGUCCCCAGCGCCCAGCGGACCUGGCCCAGGAUCUGGUGGCCCAAGAGAACCUACAGCACCUGCGCGAGCGAGGUAACGAGGUACGCUUCGGUGUGGACUGCACCCACCUGGCAGAUGCCUUUGAACCGCAAGACAGAGAAUUUGAUCGAAUUUAUUUUAACUUUCCGCACUGUGGGCGCAAAGCUGGAGUAGCUAAGAACAGGGAACUGCUUGCCAAGUUUUUCCGGAGCUGUGCAGAUGUUCUUGCAGAGGACGGAGAAAUCCAUGUGGCAUUAUGUAGAGGACAAGGUGGGACUCCUGCUGAUAAGCCAAUGAGAGAAUGGCACAACAGUUGGCAAGCGGUUGCCAUGGCUGCUCUGGGGGGAUUCAUUUUAAGUGAUGUGCAUCCCUUCAGCUGUGAGGUUGUGCCAGGGUACAAGUGCACUGGAUAUAGGAGUCAAGAUAAGUCCUUUCAUAUAGAAGGUGCCUUGAACCAUAUCUUCACCCGGAGCUUACCCUUUGAAAGUUUGCAACCAAGAAUCUGUAGGAUCAAACUGGGUGACCAGUGGUUUUCUUUUCUGGAACCAGAAGUACUUGUAGGAAAACUGAACAGGGGCUUCCUAGAAGCACCUUCAUGUCAUCCUAUCAAGACCAUAAAUGAGAAACUCAUUGCUGAAUUGGGGAAAGCUUUUCCUCUAAAAAGGCUGAAGUGUUCUUCCCCUUUGCUGCCACAAGGAGAUGCCAGUGUUCUCACAUCCCACAACCCUGACAUCCUAUCAACUGCCUUUUGGGUUAGUCUCCAUGAAGAUAACUCAAAUUUUGAGUCCCUGACUAGUGGGACAACACAAGACAUGGAGGACUUUGUAGUGUCAUUUUCAGAACUCAGCCUUCCCAAGAGCCCUAGAAGAGACAGGAAGGAAGAAGCUUGUGGAGGACCGUAUGGCCAGGCCAAGGUCUGCCUCAGACCUUCUCUUCUGGUUUACAUCCAAGCUGUAAUCCAAGCACCAGACUUUCUUCCUGGCUCUCUGCACAUCCUCAGUGGACCUGUCUUUCAGAGGCGCUGCAUCUCACCUUUCACAAUGCCAGCAUUUCACGAGACUUUGUAUAUCCUUGGAUUUAAUAAAAUUCUGAAGGAUAGCUGUCUUCAGUCACUACUGGAUCAUCUGAAGCGCAUUCUAGACAACCUUCUGACCCAGACAUGGCUGGAGGGCUCUGAGCUGAGCAGUUCAGUGGAAUUUGUCUUUCAACCAACUGGGGAAAGAUAUAUGAUUACUGUGAAGUCUCAAAAUUUUGGCCCAGAUUGUGUUAAGGACCUGAUUAUUGGGUCUGUUACCACAUCUGCUACAAGCGUGAUACACAAAGACCAGUGUUUUGUGUGUGUGUCUAUGAACUUGGACCUCUUAGCCAUGCUUGUCUGGGGUAUCUCCGAUUGGAGGAUGCUGUGGACCUCUGAUAGUCGUUUCCUGAAGAAUUUUGCCCCUGGAAAAAUAGAACCCUUUAAAAGCUAUUCCCUGUAUCCUCCAUACUAUGUGCAUGAUAUUAGUUUUUGGUUAGAUGAAAAGAAAAUAUUUGAUGAAGUCGAGUUUCACACUCUGGCUCGAGCAGUGUCCCAGGACACCAUCGUAUCCAUACAAUUCCUUAGUCGUUUUCAGCAUCCAAAGACUGAACAGGUCAGCCUCUGCUAUAGAUUGACAUACCAGGCCUGUGACAAGGCCCUGAGCCAGCAACAGGUAGCAUCAAUGCAGUCCCAGCUUAGGAAGGAGAUUCAGCAACGACUCCAUGUGACACCUCGGUAGUUUAGUAAACUCGUCUCUGCAUAGUGAUCCUUGUGGGUGUGGGUGGAAAAAGACCAACUUGUAUGCUGUAGUUCUUUCUGGACUUUUUGUUUGUCUUGUAAAAAUCUUCUACUUUGUAAAAGAUUGGUUAAUUGAGGGGCUUCCCUGGUGGUUAAGAAUCCACCUCACAGAGCAGGGGACAAGGGUUUGAUCCCUGGUCGGAGAACUGAGAUCCCACCUGACUCAGAGCAACUAAGCCCUCACGCUGUGACUACUGAGCUCUCACUUCAGAGCCUGUGUGCCAGAACUAGAGUCUGAGCGCUACAAGGAAACAGCCCGCACGUGACGCGGUGAAGAUCCUGAGUGCCGCAACUAAGACCCGAUGUGGCCAAAUAAAACUUUAAAAAUUUAAA
This is a messenger RNA of Dama dama (fallow deer), 2284 nucleotides long. It is a transcript of the gene FDXACB1, whose product is annotated as ferredoxin-fold anticodon binding domain containing 1. Bases 18 to 1892 code for a protein of 624 amino acids. NCBI's taxonomy places the organism in Eukaryota, Metazoa, Chordata, Mammalia, Artiodactyla, Cervidae. The record is from RefSeq and is a predicted model, not a curated record. Gene Ontology annotation, molecular function: rRNA (uridine-N3-)-methyltransferase activity. The transcript is spliced from 5 exons. Gene Ontology annotation, biological process: rRNA base methylation. Gene Ontology annotation, cellular component: cytoplasm.